GUACUCUCGGGACACAUCUCGCCGUGAGUGCGUUUUGCUUCGUUGCUCAUGUACUCGUACACGCUCCGGGCGGCUACUAGCAGCGGCGGCGGCACGGGACUCGGGUUCGCGCUCGGCCGGAUCGGCGGCAGGAGAGGCGGCGGCGGUGCCGGGGCGCCGGGCUUGGUGGUGCCCGCCGCUGGAGCAGCAGCUCGCGGGAGGAGCGUCUCGGCAACGCCGGCGGCCGAGAAGCCGGUGCCGGGGGAUCAGGGCGUCGGCAUGGAGCAGCCGAAGCAGCAGCAGCAGCCGCAGGUGCCCCCGCAGGACGCCGGGGCCAAGAACAAGCGCGACGACAUGCACAAGACCACCGGGGACGUGAUGAGCCACUCGUUCGGGGAGGGGUACUCGACGCGCUCCGACGAGGAGGGGUUCGGCGGGGUGUACGGCGGGACCGACCCGGUGGAGCACCACGGCACGGAGAUUCACCCCAGUCAUCCCGAGUACGACACGUCGCAGGGGUCUGAGGUGAAGGAGAAGGAGAAGGCGCGCCACCUCAAGGACGACAAGCGCGCCACCUAGGCGGCGGGCGGCGAUGCAUGUUUCGAUGUCAGGCUCGUCGCCGUUUAGUUUGCUUAGAUUUCGAGAUGCUAUUUCAAGUUUGCUGAGAUGUAGUAAGGGUUUAGUAAGCUAUUUUAAGGAACUUGCUGCGGAGGUUGUUCUUUCUACUCCAGCUGCUUUUAUGUACGAUAAGAAAUUAAGAACUAUUGGAAUGCCUUCCCCGGGCAUUGUCUAUGUUUGGAUUCUGCUAGAUUCUUCUAGGUUCUGGCAAUAAGAACGACAGCAAGUGACGAUUCAAUUUAGGGGGUGUUUGGUCCUU
Setaria italica (foxtail millet) is the source of this 856-nucleotide messenger RNA. RefSeq lists its product as uncharacterized. The coding region runs from base 49 to 558 and encodes 169 amino acids. The record is from RefSeq and is a predicted model, not a curated record. The transcript has 3 exons. Lineage: Eukaryota; Viridiplantae; Streptophyta; Magnoliopsida; Poales; Poaceae.